ACGCAGCAAACCCACGACCUACAGAUCCCUCCAUUAAACACUUACUCUUCACUCACAGUCUCACAGUCUUCAAGAUGCUGUUUACCCAAGUCACCGCCAUCCUUGGUCUCGCCGCCAGCCUCGCCUCGGCCGUAAACAUCAAGCUCUACUCUGGUUCGCAGACCUGCUCGGGCAGCUACGUCGUCUGUAGCGACAUCGCCUCGGGCAGGUGCUGCGCGUCGACCACCAACUACCGCAGCAUCCGCUUUGACGGCGGCACGGGCACCAGGAACCUCCGCGGAUUCGUCAACGGCUGCGACAACAUCAUCAUCAGCCAGAACGCCGGCUUGCCCUUCUGCAUGUCCCGUGGCGACGGCGGUAGUCUGAACGGCGCCGUGUGGCGCGCCGCCUCGCUGCUUAGGCGCGGGCCGGAGGAGGAAAGCUGCCCCGCCAGCCAGGGUGGUUGCAAGGAGACGGCCAAGCCCGACAAGGUGGUUCUCGCCGAUGGAGCUGAGUACAACCUCAAGGGUCUGGAUGAUACCAAGUUGAACGAAUUGAGUUAUGCCACUUUUAGCGUCGACCUCGUCUCCAACGAGACCGUCACCGGCGCUGAGGACGUCCCACAGGAGUUCCAGAUCCUGCGCAUCGCUGCUUAG
Molecule: messenger RNA, 635 nt
Organism: Pyricularia grisea
Lineage: Eukaryota; Fungi; Ascomycota; Sordariomycetes; Magnaporthales; Pyriculariaceae
Exons: 2
Coding region: 75-635 (186 amino acids)
Source: RefSeq, a predicted model, not a curated record